Molecule: messenger RNA, 2813 nt
Organism: Carica papaya (papaya)
Lineage: Eukaryota; Viridiplantae; Streptophyta; Magnoliopsida; Brassicales; Caricaceae
Source: RefSeq, a predicted model, not a curated record
AGAAAAGGGUAAAGGAAAAUGGAGAUGACAUCUGUUAAGAAGGCGAAGAAGAAGAAGAUCAAGAGCAGAAAGUUACUCGAUAUGGUGUUUUCUUAGAUGUUCUCAACACAAAUCUUUACAAAGACAAGAUAAUAGAUUAAUUUUGAAGAAGAGAGAAAUGCUUUUUGGAGUUUAUCUCAUUAACAUGACAACAACGAGUCUUCGAAUAUGGAAUGCAUUGAGCCCAGAACUUGAAGGGACAGACUUGAAAAUAAUCAAGAAUGUGUAUCAACCAAUGUCUUAUUAAGUGGGGAGUAAACCAGGCUGUGCUGCCUGUUUAUCUGAACAGAUUGACAGUCCUGGAGUUUCAAAUAUCUUGAGUUUGAUUCGAUCUUUCGAGUUAAAUGAUUCCCAGGAAGCUGCAAUUUUAAUUUGUAUCAGAACAAGGGAGUGUCACCAUGAUAACACUGUGAAAUUGAUUUGGGGACCUCCACCUCCAGGGACUGGCAAGACAAAGACAGUGGGAUUGCUCGUGUUUGCCCUUCUUAAACUAAAAUGCAGAACUCUCACAUGUGCGCCCACCAACACUGCUGUCCUGGAAGUGACAACGCGACUCAUGGGAUUAGUUUUGGAGAGGCUUGAAUAUGACACUUAUGGACUUGGAGAUAUUGUUUUGUUUGGAAAUGGGAAACGAUUGAAAAUUGAUGAACGCGAUGAUCUUCUUGAUGUCUUUCUUGAUUGGGGGUGUUGAAAUGCUUUACUGUUGUUUCACACCAUCCUAUGGUUGGAAUGCUACUUUAUUGUCCAUGUUAUCUUUGCUCAAGGACCCCGAAGAGCAAUAUGAGAGGUAUUGAACGACAAUGAGGAAGAAGAAAAUUAUCCUGGAAUUCAUGAGAAUGAAGAAAUGGGUGAGAUCAAAAAAUGGAGCAUAACAGAAAAGUGUGGUAUCAAGUUAUCUUGAAGUCCCUUGAAGGGAAAUCAAGAGAGAAAAAACAAAGUGUCUGGUGAAAAAAAAUCAGAAGAAAAACAAUGUGAUGAUCCUCUCACAUUUGAGGAGUUUCUAAAGAAAAGAUUCAAAUGUUAUUCUGAGCGGCUCAAGUUUUGCAUUGUCAAUUUGUAUACACGUUUACUGACUUCUAUCAUUUCAAAAAAUAUCGUAGUAAACAUGACAAAAACUCUCAAUCGGCUCAAGUAUCUUGAGAAAGUUUUGCACAGAUGUACUCUUAGUGAUGGCGGGCUACAGCAAGUCCGUAGAGAUAUUCAUGAUGGAAAGACAACAUCUCUCAGCAUUAGAUUUAGUCGUGCAAUAAAAAACUUCUGGAAAAUCCUAAAAUUGCUGCCUCUAAAAUUUGCAGUUCCAGAUUUCAUUGAGAAAUAUUUGAUAAAAGACUUCUGCUUAGCAAAUGCAACAUUGGUUUUUUGUACUGCAUCAAGAUCUGCUAAGUUGCAGACCAAAGAAAUGGCUCUGCUAGAAUUGUUGGUUAUUGAUGAAGCAGCUCAGCUUAAAGAAUGUGAAUCUGUCAUUCCUUCACAACGUCCAGGUUUACACCACGCGAUUCUUAUAGGUGAUGAGCUUCAACUGCCUGCAAUGGUGCAAAGUCCGAUUUCUGAGAAUGCUGAAUUUGGAAGAAGCUUGUUUCAGAGGUUGGUAUUAGGAUAUCGGAAACAUCUGCUAAAUAUCCAGUACCGAAUGCAUCCUUCGAUAAGUCUUUUUCCGAACAAAGAGUUCUAUAAUGGGCAAAUUCGUGAUGCUCCUGAUGUACAGCAAAGAAGUUACAAGAAGAAACUUCUUGAUGGAAAUAUGUAUAGCUCAUACUCAUUUAUCAACAUAGCUCGUGGAAAAGAACAAUUCGAUGCAGGACAUAGCCGCAAAAGCAUGGUUGAAGUUGCUGUGGCAUCUCAGAUUGUUGAGAACCUUUUCAAAGAUAUUCAAUUUUUAAUUUUUAGGCAGAAGAGAGAUAAAAUCAGUAUAGGCAUUGUUUCGCCUUACAAGGCUCAAGUUUACGCGAUCAAGGAGAGAAUUGGAGACAAAUAUGUUCCAAACAAAGAGAGUGGAUUCACAGUAAAUGUUCGUUCUGUUGAUGGAUUCCAAGGUGGUGAGGAGGACGUUAUAAUCAUAUCAACUGUGAGAUGUAACGGCAUUGGAUCAAUUGGUUUCCUUUCGAAUAAUCAGAGGGCGAAUGUGGCUCUAACUCGUGCAAGGUAGUGUAUGUGGAUAUUAGGGAAUGAGGCAACCCUAAGUAACAGCGGUUCUGUCUGGCAGAAACAUAUAAACAAUGUCAGACAGCGCGAAUGUCUGCAUAAUGCCGAUGAAGAUAAAAGCUUGUCUGAGGCAAUUAUUGCUGUCUUAGUUGAAAUCGAUCAAGUUGAUAUGAUACUAAAUAUGAACUCUCUAAAUCUCAAGGAAGCUAGAUGGAUGGUAGGAUCCUUUUCAUUUUUUAUUUCUUUAAUAUGAUUAUUUAUGAAAUUUCUCUAUAAGGCUAGUACGUUUUAAAUAUAAAAUAGAUUUGGUUCAGCAACAAUUUCCGGAAAUCUAUUGCAAAGAUCAAAGAUCCCAAGACCAUUAAGGAACUUUCUAACUUGCUAAAAAGGCUAUUGAGUGGCUGGCGCAAAUCAGAAGACGAAAGAAAUGUUGUCUCACUUGAUGGAACAUCUUCCCAACUAUUGGAGCAUUAUCCAACAAACAGCAAUCUGAUUCUGCUCUGGGCAGUUGAAAUUCACAAGGAGACUUCAUACCAAAUUCAGGUUUUGAAGGUUUGGGAUGUUCAGCCGCCUUCUGAAAUCCUAAAACUCGUGAAGCGCCUUGAUAACAUAUUCGGAAAUUACACAGUUGA